Messenger RNA from Oryza sativa Japonica Group (Japanese rice), 1991 nucleotides. RefSeq names its product cytochrome P450 CYP72A616. NCBI's taxonomy places the organism in Eukaryota, Viridiplantae, Streptophyta, Magnoliopsida, Poales, Poaceae. The record is from RefSeq and is a predicted model, not a curated record. Gene Ontology annotation, molecular function: heme binding; monooxygenase activity; iron ion binding.
CCAACAGAAACCACUCACUGCGCGCUCUUGGCAGCUGUGGUCGCAGUCUCAACAAGUCAGCCAACUAGCUAGGGAACCGGUAAUAAUGGAGGAGGCCACGGGAAUGGAGGUGGGAGUCUCACUGGAAGCAGGUAAGCCGGCGGCGGCGCCGUGGGGCAUGCUCUACUACGGCGUCCCGGCCCUGCUCGUGCUAGGCGCGCUCUACCGGGCGGCGGAGAGGUGCUGGCUGGGGCCGCGGCGGGUCGCCGGCGCGCUCCAGGGGCAGGGGCUCCGCGGCACCGCGUACCGGUUCCCCGCCGGCGACCUACCGGAGAACGCCCGGCGCAGCAAGGAGGCGCGGGCUAAGCCCAUGCCGCCGUGCCACGACAUUGUCCCCCGGGUGGCCCCGCUCCUUCAGGACAUCGUCAAGGAGUACGGCAACGUGUGCAUCACCUGGUUCGGCACAACGCCGAGAGUGGUCAUCGCUGAGCCAGAGCUAGUGAAGGACAUCCUAUCCAACAAGUUUGGCCACUUCGAGAAAUUCACCCUCAAAAGUCUCGGGAAAUUGAUCGCCCUCGGGCUCGCGAGCUACGAAGGCGAGAAAUGGGCGAGGCACAGGAGGAUCCUGAACCCUGCUUUCCAUCUCGAAAAGCUCAAGCACAUGUUGCCGGCUUUCUCGACGUGCUGCAGCGAGAUGAUCGACCGUUGGGACAGUAAACUAGCUGGCUCUGAUGGACCGUUCGAGCUAGACAUCUGGCAGGAGUUUCAGAACCUCACCGGAGACGUGAUCUCCCGGACGGCGUUCGGCAGCAGCUUCAUGGAAGGGCGAAGGAUCUUCCAGCUGCAGGAAGAGCAAGCUGAUCGAAUCAUCAAGACCAUCCAGUAUAUCUACAUCCCAGGCUACUUGUACUUUCCAACUGAAAACAACAGGAGGAUGAAGGAGAACAGCCGAGAGAUAGAAGGGCUCCUGAGGGGCAUCAUCGAGAAGAGGAGCCGCGCCGUCGAGAACGGCGAGCUCAGCGGCGACGACCUGCUCGGGCUGAUGCUCAAGUCCAACAUGGACAGCGGUGAGCCGUCCAACCUGAGGAUGAGCACGGAGGACGUGAUCGAGGAGUGCAAGCUGUUCUACUUCGCCGGCAUGGAGACCACGUCGGUGCUGCUCACCUGGACGCUCGUCGUGCUAUCCAUGCACCCCGAAUGGCAGCACCGCGCCAGGGAAGAGGUCUUGAGCGCGUUCGGCCGCGACAAACCCAACUUCGACGGCUUGAGCCGACUGAAAACGGUGACGAUGAUACUGCAUGAGGUGCUCAGGCUGUACCCGCCGGCGGUCACGUUGAGCCGAAGAACAUUCAAGGAGAUUCAGAUUGGGGGCAUCACGUACCCGGCUGGUGUGGGCCUUGAGCUGCCCAUAAUCCUGAUUCACCACAACACCGAUGUGUGGGGGAAGGAUGCCCAUGAGUUUAAGCCAGAGAGGUUCGCGGAUGGGAUCUCCAAGGCGACCAAGACCAAUCAGCAGGCGUUCUUCCCGUUCGGUUGGGGCCCGAGGAUCUGCAUUGGCCAGAACUUCGCGAUGCUUGAGGCCAAGAUGGCGUUAUGCGUGAUACUUCAGAACUUUGAGUUUCAGUUGUCGCCCUCGUACACCCAUGCUCCUUACGCCAGUGUCACGCUACAUCCGCAGCAUGGUGCACAAAUUAUACUCACAAGACUAUGAUCAUCUGGUUUUGGUAGCAGCGGCCACCCGUGAAUCCGCUUAUAUAUAUAUAUGUCAUUUUCGAUUUUCCAUAGGCUAAUAUAUGGAUCGACACAGAAAAAUGGUUCACAAUAAUCACAUACAUUAGUAUGUAACUAGGUGCACGUAUGUUGACACGGUAUAGUAUGUGUGGAUGUCAGGGGAACUUGUACGUGCUGAUGAGCGUGAAAAAUAAAGCAAACAAAUAAUUGAAUAUGGUGAGGUGAAAAUUUAUAGAGCUAGAGAAAGCCAAUUGAAUAUAUGUUUGCGAUUGUACACUUAA